AUUCGAGCUGGAUUAAUGGUAACUAAACACGAAUCCGCACACUGAAACGACCUCGAACACCCCAACACCGAAAGCCGCCGUACACGCCGCCGCCGAAGCCACCACCAAAUUCUUUCCCAGGGACCAAAAGGUGCUCAAUUUUUCAAAGCAAUGGCAGCCGAGGGAACGUCGAAGAAGAUGAUAGCGACGCAGGCAGAGAUGGUGGAGAAUCGGGUGCCAAUUCCGUACAGAGACCAGUGCGCCCACUUGCUGAUCCCUCUGAACAAGUGCAGGCAGGCGGAGCUCUACCUCCCAUGGAAGUGCGAGAACGAGCGCCACUCCUACGAGAAGUGCGAGUACGAGCUCGUCAUGGAGAGGAUGCUCGCGAUGCAGAAGAUCCGCGAGGAGGCCAAGUUGAAGCAGGGAAAGAAGAAGGGGCAGCCGAUUCCUCUCAUUCCCAACACCGCCAACUGCUUAGAACCCACCAUCCGUUAUUGGGAAGCAUAAAUUUAUGAGGUGUGGAUGUUUUGAUGCUUUUCACCGCAACUGAUGAGAAAUUUCUCCGGACUCUUUUGUACCGAGACAAAUGUUAUAGACUCGGUCCUGUUGUUUUCGCAGUUGUGCAAACCAGUUUCAUAGUAUUCGAAUAAAUUAAGUUCCUCAUUGCUUAACA
Pyrus x bretschneideri (Chinese white pear) is the source of this 652-nucleotide messenger RNA. Its product is annotated as NADH dehydrogenase [ubiquinone] 1 beta subcomplex subunit 7-like. Gene Ontology annotation, cellular component: mitochondrion. The record is from RefSeq and is a predicted model, not a curated record. The transcript has 2 exons. Bases 151 to 486 code for a protein of 111 amino acids. Lineage: Eukaryota; Viridiplantae; Streptophyta; Magnoliopsida; Rosales; Rosaceae.